AUGGAGACUCUGACCCCCAUUGUUCCGGACGAGAUCAUACUUGAAAUACUCUAUGUAGCAGUUGAGGACUUCACCCUGGAGGAGGUUUUUGACCUCAGACGUGUCAAUACCCUAUUCGCAGAUGAACUCCUCAAAGGAAUCGUGCGCAACCACCGUCUAGAAGAUGAGGGCUUCUACGUCCGCCUUGGGGAAUUCCAGGAAAUCCAGAAGGCUGCAUGGGAAAGCUGCCCAGUCACACUCCGAGUACAAUACCUGCGUCUGAGGCUUGAAAGCCACCAGAGACGACCCACCGCGUUUACUACCUACAUGACCGAGGUCUUGCAGUUGGACGAAGUCAAGAACGCCGAUCCUGCAGAGCAAGAGGUGAUACUUGACAGACUUCUCUACGGCGCAACAGCCACUCCAAUGCUCGAAUACACCAGAUUCAUCGAGCCCUACGAUACUCACCACUCUGCCACACACGCGAACGAACAUCCUUUAAAUCCCAAGCUAUCAUAUGACACCCUUCUAGCCGCUGGGGCCGUGCUUCGUGGCGACGAGGAAGAAUUCGCCCGCAUCUUCGACGACGAUGGAGAUAUACCCCAAGAAUGUGGACACUUUUUCGUCGUACCCCUCUACGUUCUGGCAAUGUAUGGAACUCUCAGCAUGGCCAGGGCCGUAGUCAGAAAGAGCGUUAUAUUCCGCAACAAUCCAAAGGUGAGUGUCUCACCGCUACUUCACCUCUCGGUUGCGAAAGGGAACAAAGAGCUCGUCAAUGUAUGGAUGCCCAUACUGAGGGCAAAGUUGGAAAUCGAUUUCCUAGACGAAAUGGAGGCCGCACUCGUUGGCCCUCAUGGAUUUUCAAAUCCGGACAUGGUCAUAUUCGUGCUUCAGCGUUGCCUGAUGACAGAUCACUGCCUCUAUUACAUGCUUCUUGGGACCGCUGUGGAGUACGGUCACAUCGACAUUGUGGAUUUCAUCUUGCAGUAUGAAUAUUUCGAUGCAUCCGAUGCUGAAUUCCACUGUUGGAGCCUUCCCCUUGAACUAGCCAAGGAUAUUGAGGACCGCGACGACAGGAAACAAAUGAUCGAGUUGUUGGUCAGCGCCGGAUUCGAUGCAGAGGUCUUGGUGCGUCGAGUUGAGGGGAGGCGCGUGGUGUUGGUGACGACCAGCGAGUCCGAUGACCUAGACGACGACGACGAUGAGGACAGCGACGGCGAGGAAGGUGAGGAUGACAUGGAGUGGGAAGAGCUUGAAGCAGUGUUACACCCUGACAUCGAAUUUAGAGAUGAUGAGUGGCAUCUGACGGUAAGGAUGUCUGAGCUGAAGUUUUGA
Molecule: messenger RNA, 1314 nt
Organism: Aspergillus versicolor CBS 583.65
Lineage: Eukaryota; Fungi; Ascomycota; Eurotiomycetes; Eurotiales; Aspergillaceae
Exons: 2
Coding region: 1-1314 (437 amino acids)
Source: RefSeq, a predicted model, not a curated record